This is a messenger RNA of Xiphophorus couchianus (Monterrey platyfish), 1859 nucleotides long. Its product is annotated as ubiquitin-conjugating enzyme E2 D2-like. The transcript is spliced from 8 exons. Lineage: Eukaryota; Metazoa; Chordata; Actinopteri; Cyprinodontiformes; Poeciliidae. The coding region runs from base 375 to 821 and encodes 148 amino acids. The record is from RefSeq and is a predicted model, not a curated record.
UACCUAACAGCGUCGACCGAAACCAAAACGAGAGGAGCGCAGUCGUCUUAACGAUUCUUUUUUUUUUUUUUGAUCGACACAGGCACUUAUUUAGUUUCAAACGUGGACACCAAGAGUCUUGUAUAAGUAACUGCCGCUGUGCGAAAACGAACAGUUUAUCAGAAGAGAGCGUAACAUCUGGUGUUUGAACUCCGCGCAUACGUAGUUUUAGCACGCUAGCUAGCCAGCUAACUGCGCUAGCCGAAGAAGAAAGGCCGCCGAGUUGACCCAGCGUCAGUUACUCCAACUGAACGAAUCGCCCUGGCAGAUUACAGCUGACGUUCAGUAGCUGGACCGCAAAACCUUCGCUCAAAAGACGAGAACACCGAGAAAGGAUGGCUCUGAAAAGGAUUCACAAGGAACUUAAUGACCUGGCUCGUGACCCUCCAGCACAGUGCUCAGCUGGCCCAGUGGGUGAUGACAUGUUUCACUGGCAGGCCACAAUCAUGGGACCAAGCGACAGUCCAUAUCAGGGAGGAGUUUUCUUCUUGACAAUUCAUUUUCCAACAGACUACCCCUUCAAACCACCCAAGGUUGCAUUCACAACAAGAAUUUACCACCCAAAUAUUAACAGUAACGGCAGUAUCUGUCUGGAUAUUCUCAGAUCACAGUGGUCUCCAGCACUUACUAUUUCUAAAGUUCUUCUCUCCAUUUGCUCACUCCUAUGUGACCCAAACCCCGACGACCCACUAGUGCCAGAGAUUGCACGAAUCUACAAAACAGAUAGUCAGAAGUACAAUAAACUAGCUCAGGAGUGGACAACAAAAUAUGCCAUGCUUUAGGAUACAUAAAAAUGGCGAAAGAAUGGACACAGAAGUACGCAAUGUGAUGACAUCGUUUGAAGAGCAGGUGGAAAUCGUUGCUGGUUCAAACUUAAAAUUACGGGAUUCAGUUUUUUUUUUUCUUUUUCACUGUAUUUUUGGUUAAUCAAUGCAUUUGACCUCCCCUCUUUUUUUAUUUUUGUUUUUUUUUUAUUUUCUUCCCCCCCCCACCUGCACGCUCAUAAGAAGAUAGUGUUUUCUCUGUAGGUCAUGCCAGUUUCUGUCAAAUUGUGACUCCUUUUUGAGUUGAACAGAAGGAAAAAAAAAACCAACGAAAUCAUAGCUCCUAACACCAGAGCGAGAGCGCUCGACACAUUGUAAUCAUUUCCACACUUCAAAACUCGGACGCAGCUGUUCCCCUGAAACCUGCUGAAAAAUCAAUCCCACGAUGCCCUCUCCAAUUCGUCAUCCGGCUGGAUUUUUGUCUCUGAUCGCUGCAUUUCUCUUUGAGCUGGCAGUUUCUUGAAAACGUUUCUUCCCUAAUUGGUAUAAUUCUGCAUUUUAUCAGAUAGCAGAAUUUUGAGCGCGAGGAAACUGGUUGCAUCUCAUGAACUGAGGUGACGUCAGUAUGUUUCUCUGAUCAAUAGUGUAGGAAUCUAUCUGAUAAGUGUAUCUUAUUCCACUGUCAAAGUGUGUACAGAGAAGCAGAGCAGCAUAUAUCAAUGUUAAGGAAACAAAUAUAAGAAGUUCAAUGUUGUAUUUUAUGCAUGUUAAUAAAGGUAGGCUAUUAUAUCUGAUGUUUCUGCAAAUUAAGUGAAUUGUAAGGUUGAACAGUUGGGGGGGAGGGGAUUGGUUCUUCACAAAUGCUUUUCAUUUCUUUUUUUUCUGUUAUUUAGAAGCCAGUAGAUGAGCAUUUUUCUUUUCUCUUCAUUUUUAUGCCCACUCAAACACUGUCUUCUUGUAGCCCUGAAAUGUUGAUGCAAAGCUAAAGGGUUGAUGAUCAACUCAUAGCUCUGUUUCUUUUUAGUUUCCCCUUCAAUAAAGUUUCUCCAAACUAUA